Scophthalmus maximus (turbot) is the source of this 1204-nucleotide messenger RNA. RefSeq names its product interleukin 17a/f3 (gene il17a/f3). NCBI's taxonomy places the organism in Eukaryota, Metazoa, Chordata, Actinopteri, Pleuronectiformes, Scophthalmidae. The transcript has 4 exons. Gene Ontology annotation, biological process: inflammatory response. The record is from RefSeq and is a predicted model, not a curated record. Gene Ontology annotation, cellular component: extracellular region. The coding region runs from base 150 to 641 and encodes 163 amino acids. Gene Ontology annotation, molecular function: cytokine activity.
CAUUCGGUGACAGUCAUAGCGGAAAUGCACCGCACACCUCGCCGACACACACGGCCCGCAUAUAAGACGCAGAGAGACAGAAGGCAGACACGACGGGACCGCAGAGGAGCGCGCUGAAGUUGGACUCUUGAGGGCGAGACGACGCAACCAUGCUGCUGUUGUCGAGAGCGUUGUUGCUGCUGGGCCUGGCCGCACUGUCGCACGGCAGAAGAAACGGCAACGGCAACGGCGUCUCGGUGAAGUUUGGAAGCGGAGCCGGGCCGAAGGGCAAGCCGGUGAGACUGGUCCUGGAUCCCUCGGCGCGGCCCGAGAUCAGCGCCUUCGCCUCAGCCGUCGCCAACAUGUCUCUGUCACCGUGGACGUACAGAGACUCCUGUGUGGAAUCUCGGUUGCCCAGAAGAAUUUCCCAUGCUCAGUGCCUGACCUCUGGCUGUCUGAGCCUGCAGGGAGGAGGGGAGGAUGCUUCCCUGGAGGCUAAACCCAUCCACUACCAGGUCCUGGUCCUCCACAGAGUCCCAAGGGAAAGGCGGAAUAAGAGAAGGGGGAGAAAAGCACGACAGAGGUAUGACUUCCGCCUGGGGACGGAGGUGAUCACAGUGGGCUGCACCUGCGUGAGGCCCAGUGUCGUUCCACUGCGCUGACACACAGGAGGAUUCUGACGUAAGCAGUUCUUCCGGCGUGAUGUUACAGUUGUUUUCACCAAUUUAUAACUUUAAAAAAAAAAAACCCCAGCUAUGAUUUUAAGUUAUCACCGUUUGUGUUCGGUGAAGUUGUGACUGUGAUUUAUUGGUGCAAGCAUGUUCGUCGCCUGUCGCCAUCUGCGGUGGUCGCCAACAAGCCAUAUGACUUGUCCCAAUGUCAUGAACUCAUCAUGCAGAUCAAUAUCACCAUGCCACUUGCCACAAUGUGACCCGGCUUUUAAUAUGUUCGCUGGAAAAAAAUUCAUACUCAGAUAAUUUCAGAAGAACUGCAUUUCUUUCUGCCCCCUAGUUGUGAAGAGUGUCUUUAAUGAAGCUUGCAAGGGAUGUAGUUGAAAUUUAUUUGCAUUUGCUAUGCUGAUGUAUACUUUUGUUGCUGUGUAUUUUUUAAUUUAACAUUUUGUCUUUUGUCAGUGUUUUGUGGCAGUCUUAUCUCAGAUUUUAUAACCUUGCUCUUAUUGUAAACAACAUAAAAAUGCCUUCAUUAAAGUUUUUUUUAAUCUCAA